GGCACUUAGGUGUUUCAUAUCCAGUGUGUCCUCCAAAAGCCAUGGCAAUGAACAACUUCAUUGUGGCUUUGGUUAUUCUUUGCAUCAACUUCAGCUUAUUUGCAAAUGGUGAUGAUAAUCCAGGUUUAGGAGCUUCAUUUGUCUUCGGCGAUUCGUUGGUUGAUGCAGGGAACAAUAACUUCCUUUCGACAUUGUCUAAAGCUAAUAUUCCUCCAAAUGGGAUCGAUUUUAAGCCUACAGGAGGAAAUCCGACCGGGCGAUACACCAAUGGGAGGACCAUCGGAGACAUUGUUGGAGAGGAAUUAGGACAACCACACUAUGCAGUGCCUUUUCUGGCUCCAAAUUCAUCUGGACAAGUUAUAUUACAUGGAGUCAAUUAUGCAUCUGGUGGUGGUGGAAUUAUGAAUGCCACUGGAAGAAUAUUUGUUAAUAGGCUAUCAAUGGACAUACAGGUUGAUUAUUUCAACAUUACUAGAAAACAGAUAGACCAAUUGAUGGGUAAAUCACAGGCAAGAGACUACAUUACAAAGAAAUCAAUAUUCUCAAUCACAAUAGGUUCAAAUGAUUUUCUCAACAAUUAUCUACUUCCAGUCCUCUCAAUUGGGGCUAGGAUCUCCCAAACUCCUGAUGCUUUCGUUGAUGAUCUUAUCAGCCAUCUCAGGGACCAACUUACGAGACUAUAUAAAUUAGAUGCGAGGAAGUUUAUAGUGGGAAAUGUUGGACCAAUUGGUUGCAUUCCCUAUCAGAAGACAAUCAAUCAACUAAAUGAAGAUGAGUGCGUUGAAUUGCCUAAUAAGCUGGCUCUUCAGUACAAUGCUCGAUUAAAGGAUCUACUAGCUGAGCUAAAUGACAACCUCCCUGGAGCCACAUUUGUUCAUGCAAACGUGUAUGAUCUAGUUAUGGAACUCAUAAAAAACUAUGCCAAAUAUGGAUUCACAACAGCAAGUAAGGCAUGUUGUGGAAAUGGAGGCCAAUUUGCUGGGAUAGUUCCAUGCGGACCACAAUCGAGCAUGUGCUCCGACCGCGACAAGCACGUGUUCUGGGAUCCUUACCAUCCCAGUGAAGCUGCCAACGUUAUCAUUGCGAAACAACUUAUCGGAGGAGACCACAAAUACGUGUCUCCGAUGAACAUUCGACAACUCCGAGAUCUCUGAGAUAUUGUAAUUUUCUUCGAAGUUGUGUGCCGGUCUGCAGUUUGCCCCCUCCUCCUUUGAAGAAUUUAUGUUGAAUGCAGAGAUAUUGGUGAAUGUACUUCAAUAAUCAAGGCUUCAUUGAAUGUGGAUUUAUUUAACGAUUAACAGCAAUAUAUGUUUCAAGUUUUCAACUUCUUACAGGGAGUAUAAUAAUAAAGAUUGAAAGUGUGUUAGUAAAA
Camellia sinensis is the source of this 1372-nucleotide messenger RNA. RefSeq names its product GDSL esterase/lipase At2g23540. Gene Ontology annotation, molecular function: hydrolase activity, acting on ester bonds. NCBI's taxonomy places the organism in Eukaryota, Viridiplantae, Streptophyta, Magnoliopsida, Ericales, Theaceae. The record is from RefSeq and is a predicted model, not a curated record.